Molecule: messenger RNA, 3925 nt
Organism: Gopherus flavomarginatus (Mexican gopher tortoise)
Lineage: Eukaryota; Metazoa; Chordata; Testudines; Testudinidae
Gene: PITPNA
Product: phosphatidylinositol transfer protein alpha
Biological process (GO): phospholipid transport
Cellular component (GO): cytoplasm
Molecular function (GO): phosphatidylcholine intramembrane carrier activity; phosphatidylinositol transfer activity; phosphatidylcholine binding
Source: RefSeq, a predicted model, not a curated record
GCGAUGAUGAGGACAGCACGUUUGCGUGUCGCCGUGACGCAGUGGUUGCUGCAGAAACGGUCGGCUCCCUCCGCGCGGUGCGGUUCGCAGUGGAGCUCCUGGAAGGCGUCUGUCAGCUUCAGCGCGAGCGGCGGGAGACGCUGCGGCGGCGGGGCUGCCAUGGUGCUAAUCAAGGAGUAUCGUGUCAUUCUGCCUGUGUCUGUGGAGGAGUAUCAAGUGGGACAGCUGUAUUCUGUGGCAGAAGCCAGUAAAAAUGAAACUGGUGGAGGUGAAGGAGUGGAGGUUCUGAUGAAUGAACCCUACGAGAGAGAUGGAGAACGUGGUCAGUACACACACAAGAUCUACCACUUACAGAGCAAGGUGCCGUCAUUUGUGAGAAUGCUGGCCCCAGAAGGAGCCCUGAACAUACAUGAGAAAGCAUGGAAUGCCUAUCCCUACUGCAGGACUGUUAUUACAAAUGAGUACAUGAAAGAUGACUUUCUGAUCAAAAUUGAAACCUGGCACAAACCGGACCUUGGAAUGCAGGAGAAUGUUCAUAAACUAGAGCCAGACGUAUGGAAGAAUGUAGAAGCAGUUUAUAUAGACAUUGCAGAUCGGAACCAAGUGCUCUCCAAGGAUUACAAGCAGGAAGAAGACCCAGCCAAAUUUAAAUCUGUCAAGACUGGACGUGGGCCUCUGGGCCCCAACUGGAAGAAAGAGCUGGGGAAACAGACAGAUUGUCCGUACAUGUGUGCUUACAAACUGGUAACAGUCAAGUUCAAAUGGUGGGGUCUGCAAAAUAAAGUUGAGAACUUUAUACAGAAGCAGGAGAAACGUCUUUUCACAAAUUUCCAUCGGCAAUUGUUUUGCUGGCUUGAUAAGUGGGUUGAUCUGACUAUGGAGGACAUUCGCAGGAUGGAGGAGGAGACCAAGAAACAGCUGGAUGAGAUGAGAGAAAAAGACCCCGUGAAAGGAAUGACAGCUGCAGAUGACUAAUGUGGCUUCCUCCUUGUGCACUUUUGCAAGACAUUCAGCAGGAAGGCCCAGAGGCUCCACCCUCUUGACCAAUGGACCAUCUCUGGAUCAAGCCUUUCUAUAUCCAAUCGGCAGGCGAUUUUAAAUCUCCCAUAGCUAAUUCUAGAUGCCCUUUAAUAUUGUGAGCAAAUAGACAGUCUGGUACUAAGCGCUCCAAUGUUAGCACGUAUGUGAAGGAGGCAGCUCCUUGGAGACGUGUGACUUAUAGAUUGCUGUAUUUAUGACUCCUCCCUCCUUUUUCCAUUGUGUUCAGACCAAUUUCCAUGUGGCCCUGUUUGAUUUCCAAGUGGCAUUUUUAGCUGAAUUAGUCUUGUGAUGUGCUGAUUUAGAUUUAUUUUGUUUGUUUUCAAAACUGGGAUAAACUGCUGCCUUUGUCCUGUCCCAGCCCUUCACCAUUCUUUGAGUGUCCAUUUAUGGAGAGGGAAUUGUCAGUAUUUAUUUUAGAGUGCAAAACUAUUCCACAGAAUUCUAGGCUCUGACUUUUGCUCCCAAGGUCACGAUAUUACUGGCAUACAGGCUCCAUCAUGCACCUGUAUUGCUAAGGUCAAGUCUGCUGUUAAGAGACCACCAUACGUGGCCACUGCAACAGUAUUACUUGGUAUGUCUAAACACACACAACUUAAAGGGACUGAACAGCAGGUAUCCUUUAUGUGUGAAUGCUGAGACCUUGAAUGCAUCUUUUGUCUAGAUAGGUGUCUUUCCUUUGGCCCUUGGAACUAUGUUGGUGUUCUAUAGUUGUGUGUAUAAAUCAGCCUUUUAAAAUUGUUGUGAUAACUUAGCUGAUGAAUCUCACAAUCUACUGGACUGCCCUUUAUUAUGAUUGCUCAUAAUUUGUAAAACUAACGCUAUUUUGUUCACCCAUGAGAAGAAAAUGAGUGUCCCAGGACAAGCAGAAUUUUGUGAUGCUGAUGGACAUAAUCUCCAUAUCCAAUCAUGCUCAGAUGUCUGGAUUUGUGCUGCUGUUCAGCAAUAAUACUUUUCUGCAUACUACCCAUUAUGAAAUUGCUAGAACUUAGUUUGCCUUUCUGUGCUGCGAAAAGGCAAGAUGUAAGGCCAAGCAAUCUCUGCACAAGAUAAUUGCAAUUUCCAAGGGUUGCAAAGGAUGUUGCUGAGUGGCAGAAAACAGCUCCAGAACUCAUUCUUAGUCUGUGUCCUUAUGGUGUUAUCUCAGUUUUAGACAAUUAAGCUGGACAGAAUCAAACAAACAUUACUUUAUUAAAUACAUGAGGAAACAUGACUAGGAGAAACAAGGGCUUUCCUGGCUUAUCGGUAGAGGCCAGUGUUUGGCUUGCUUCUGCCAGCAGCUAUGUAAUCAAACUUCAUUCCCUUUAUCUGUAUUGGGUUGAAGUAAAGUGAAAUGUAAAUGCCAAAGGCAGCUGUGAUGUUACCACUUCCACCUCCACCCCCCCACUUUUUUUUUUUCUUUUUUUUUUUUUUUAAAUAAUGCUGGCUUCAUGCAGUAUGCCUGACUUGUACUCAGCCUCUUACAAACCUUCAUCAGACAAUAGAUCCUGAAUCAGUCCCGUGGCAUGCUGAAUGAAAGUGCGGGGAUGAAUUGUUUUCGGUGCAGGAGAAAGAUGCACAGGACUUGCUCUAAAGGAAAAGGCUGGUCUUCAGUCAAGAGGCAAUUUAUUCCCCCUCUCCUCCCCCCCCCCUUUUUUUUGUGUGGGUAAGUCUGUUCUUUUGCCUUACAGAUGUCUAAGUGCAAUAAGCUCUGAAUCGUACUGGUGACUCUGGCUGAUCCUUCUCAGUGACCUCAGAGGGUUUUUGGGAUGUGGAUUUUAGCAUACUCACGAAGUAGAAAUAAAACCAGCUCAUUAAAUAAUAGUCUAAGAUAUUAAACCUUAAUCUUCAAGACUAUUUGGGACCAGGAAAAUUGUUUUUGUGGCACUGUUUCUCUAGGGGUUUCAGAAGCAGAGUCCAGGAGUGUACACCCCUUACUAGAGUUCCCUCGAACUAGAAUAUUUUAAUUGAGAAUUAACACAUUGACUUGUUAACAUCUUGUCAGUAGCAGAGUUUAAGGAGGGAUUCUUACACGUGGGGAAAACUUGAGAAUAUAUAACAUGAUUAUUCUUAGAUACUUUUUUUUUAUAUAUAUACAUUCAAGAGGUUUUCUAGCUGACAUUUCAUCUCCAUGGAAACAGAUUGUGACAUUUAUAAAGACAGGAUCAGAAAACGAUUGUGUGUGAGGGUGUAAGCUCGUAUUUAAACAUAAAACUUUCCUGAUUAGCAAUAAUUACCAGGAAAAAAAUGCAGGAAACUGCAAGCUAAAUACAUGAUUUAAAAAAAAAAUUCACGUUUAUCCAGAGUGAAAGUUUUCCUCAAAGUUGGGAUAGAGAGAUCCUGUAGAGACCUCUCUCAGGGGCAGUCUUGAUCCUUGGUUCGCGCUAGUGACAGCAUAGCGAAAUGUAACAAUCUUCACUGAUUGUAUUAGUGUGCUGUAUAUCUCUUGCAUUGGCUUUGGCAAGAACCCAAAACCUGCUGGCUCCCGGAGGGGUUAAUGAUUGGAUGUUUGUUUGUUCUAGGGGGAUCGUUGUGCUGUCACAUUCUCUUCAGAUCCAAACCGGGUGCCCUGGUUGGAUUUUAAACACUGCAGUUCUGAUCGGAAGCAGGUGCCCUGGUGGAGAGGCCCAUGGGCUGGGAUGUUUUAGCUGGAGUUUACCUGAUGGAGGCCACAGUGACACUCUGUACUCCCAGCACACUUGCACCUUUCUGGGUUUAUCCUCCUACAGCCCCUGCUGGGACUCCCUGACAAGUUUUGAUUGGUUCAUAGUGCUAUUCCUUUUACAACAUACACUUUGUAGAAUUAAUUAGAUAAUAUUGUUUCUUUAAUGUGAGUUUGUGCCUUUUUGUCUCCUGAUCUUCCAAUACGGACAUAUUGGAAACAAAUCGAAUAAAAUCUUAGACAGAG